Nezara viridula (southern green stink bug) is the source of this 2064-nucleotide messenger RNA. Lineage: Eukaryota; Metazoa; Arthropoda; Insecta; Hemiptera; Pentatomidae. The record is from the annotation of a GenBank genome assembly.
CCUGAAUCAACCGCUUAACAAUCAAGCAACUGAUUUCUUUUCGAUUUACAAAAAACUGCAAAAUUAUGGGGUAUGGCGGAGACCCCACCGACUGUGGGCAGCCUCGCCCGAUCCUGGCUGGCCUCCUGCCGGGAGUCCAGGCGCCUGGUCCUUGUCAUUGUAGCCAUCGCACUCCUCCUCGACAACAUGCUCCUCACCACCAUAGUACCCAUCAUCCCAGAGUUCAUCUAUGACAUCCAACAUCCGAACCAAAGCAGCCUGGCCUCCCACCUCGACGAGAACCCCAAGAUGGCUACCACCACCCUUGCCCCUUUCAAUAUAGACAACUCCACUGAUUACUUCUCUGAAAACACAACCGCUGUUCCGAACGAAGGUGAGAAACGGCACAAAGAUCUAGUGGAGGAGACAGUUGCUGUUGGGAUAAUGUUCGCCUCCAAGGCGUUCGUACAGCUUUUGGCCAAUCCUUUCGUUGGACCUCUCACACAUAAAAUCGGAUACAGCAUUCCAAUGUUGGCUGGUUUUAUCAUCAUGUUCUUCUCCACCAUAAUUUUCGCUUUCGGUCGAACCUACACCGUUCUCUUCUUAGCUCGAGCCCUGCAAGGCAUCGGUUCGUCUUGUUCGAGUGUAGCAGGUAUGGGGAUGCUGGCAGAGCGGUACCCAGACGACAAGGACAGAGGGAACGCUAUGGGUAUCGCCCUGGGGGGCCUGGCACUGGGCGUCCUCAUCGGCCCGCCCUUCGGUGGCUUCAUGUACGAGUUCGUCGGCAAGUCAGCUCCCUUCCUCAUUCUUUCAGCCCUAGCCCUCGUCGAUGGUUUGCUUCAACUGUUACUACUCCAGCCAGGGGUGGUAAAGCAAGAAACUGAAAGCCCGUCCUUGAAGGAACUCAUCACUGAUCCUUACAUUCUCAUCGCUGCAGGUGCUAUAACAUUCGCAAACACAGGAAUUGCCAUGUUAGAACCAUCCUUGCCUAUCUGGAUGAUGGACACGAUGGGCGCUGGAAGAUGGAAGCAAGGUGUCACAUUUUUGCCGGCCAGCAUUUCUUAUCUCAUUGGUACAAAUGUCUUCGGUCCUCUUGGGCACAAGAUGGGAAGAUGGUUGGCUACCCUUCUUGGCCUGAUCGUAAUUGGAAUAUGUUUGAUGUGUAUACCAUUGGCUCAUAAUAUUAACCACCUCAUCAUACCUAAUGCUGGUCUUGGAUUUGCAAUUGGAAUGGUGGACAGUUCAAUGAUGCCACAGCUUGGGUACCUUGUUGAUAUUCGUCACACGGCAGUGUAUGGGAGUGUAUAUGCUAUAGGAGACGUAGCAUUUUGUCUUGGAUAUGCUAUAGGUCCGGCAGUAAGUGGUACACUGGUGAAAACAAUUGGUUUCGAAUGGAUGUUGGUUUGUAUAGCACUUUUGAACUUCAUGUAUGCUCCUCUAUUAAUAUUAUUGAGAAAUCCACCGACAAAAGAAGAAAAAGAGGUGUUUAACAAUAUGACAGAAAUGUGAUCUUGAUUGGAUCAAAGCUGAAGGGUUAUAGUGUGGAGCCCAAUAAUAUUCAUGCUUAUCCUUUGCAGAAAACAUAUACAUUAUGAAUCAUGGAUUUUUAGUCAUGAAUUUUUAGAGGGCAGCACCAAAGCAGAGAAAUUUAAGUUUUUUUGUUUUUUUCUUUUAUUAGUAUUCAAUAUAGUUUACUGUUUUAUUUUUAAUUAUAUUAAAUUUGUUUUCAUUGUUUAUUUAUUUCAUACUCCUUUAUUUGUUUUAUUUUAUUUUUCAAACUAUAAUUUUUAUAGGAUUAUUAUUUACAUUAUCAUAUAACCAAAAUUUUUAUUAUUGAGGGAAAAAUAUAUAUAAAUAUUCAUCAUUACAUUUUUUUUUUUUUUUUUUCUUCCCUACCUCGCCUUUUAGGCUAUACGGGAUUUUCCCGGGCCGGGGGGUGAGGGCGGAGAAUUUAAAAUCCCCUCCGGCACCGGGAAGCGAACUCGUACUUUUUAUAUCAUCUCAAAUCUCUGUUAUCCGGUUGCCAGGAAACUAGCGGUGCUGUUACACACGCUUUAGCCUAUUCGGCCACCCCGCCCCCAUUCU